Messenger RNA from Medioppia subpectinata, 213 nucleotides. The record is from the annotation of a GenBank genome assembly. NCBI's taxonomy places the organism in Eukaryota, Metazoa, Arthropoda, Arachnida, Sarcoptiformes, Oppiidae.
AUGCCCAAACAAAUCAAAGAAAUCAAAGACUUUUUACUGACGGCCCGUCGGAAGGACGCGAAGUCCGUGAAGAUCAAGAAGAAUAAGGACAACGUUAAGUUCAAAGUGAGGUGUUCGCGAUACCUGUUCACCCUGGUCAUUCAGGACAGGGAAAAGGCCGAGAAACUGAAACAAUCGCUUCCGCCCGGCCUUCAGGUCAAAGAGUUGAAGUAG